Calidris pugnax (ruff) is the source of this 996-nucleotide messenger RNA. RefSeq names its product phenylalanyl-tRNA synthetase alpha subunit (gene FARSA). The record is from RefSeq and is a predicted model, not a curated record. Bases 22 to 996 code for a protein of 324 amino acids. Lineage: Eukaryota; Metazoa; Chordata; Aves; Charadriiformes; Scolopacidae. The transcript is spliced from 7 exons.
GAGCCCUUUCCGGUCGCCGCGAUGUCGCCCAGCGUGGCCGAGCUGCUGCUCCAGCGGCUGGAACGGGCGGCGGCGGGGCCCGGCGGGGGGCUCUGCAGCCUGGAAGCGGCCGCCGAGCUCGGCCUCGACCACCAGACCCUCGUCGGGGCCGUCAAGAGCCUGCAGGCGCUGGGGGAGGUGAUCGAGGCGGAGGCGCGGUCGGCGACAAUCCAGAGUGACUGGGGGGGAAAGGUGUCAGAGGUGCAGGAUGGGGUGCAGGAGAGCCUGCGGAGGGUGCAGAAGGGGGAGGCCGAGGGGCUGCCCGAGCGCGACCGCAACGAGCUCAAGAGGAGGAAGCUGCUGCUGGAAGUCACCCUCAAAUCCUACUGGAUCCGCAAGGGCAGCGCCUUCAGCACGGCGCUGGCGCGGCAGGAGACGGAGCUGACGCCGGAGAUGAUCGCCACGGGCUCCUGGCGGAAGCUCCCCUUCAAACCCUACAACUUCUCAGCCCUGGGGCUACCGCCGGCCGCCGGCCACCUCCACCCCCUGCUGAAGGUGCGUUCCCAGCUGCGGACUACGUGGGACGCUCGAGCCUGGGGGCUGCCUCAGCCCGGCCUCCCGGGCCCCCCCCGCCUCGCUCCGCUCUUACCGGCGCCAUCGCGGCUCCGUCGCCUCAGCGCCCGGCCCGGCCCUUCCCGCCUUUUUCCUCCGCCGCUUUUCAUUGGCUGGGCCCCGCCUUCCCUUGGCACCCAGGCGGGUGCCGAUUGGACGUCGCGGCUGCCAGUCGCGUCCUCACCCCUCCAGAGGUCCCGCCCACCGUGCCCUCAGCGCCCUGAGGGGGUGGCGGCGGGGCCUGGGUCCCGCUCCCCCCUCACCGACCCUGGUCCCCUCGGGUCACCGGUCCCCUCCUCGCCCCACCCCACCCCACACCGCGUCCCGGGCCCACAGCCACCCCCCGUGUCCCCGGUCCUGCCGGAGGGCUCCCCCCGGGGCUGGAGGUGCCGUGGCCUGGUGUAG